Molecule: messenger RNA, 4983 nt
Organism: Pecten maximus
Lineage: Eukaryota; Metazoa; Mollusca; Bivalvia; Pectinida; Pectinidae
Product: piggyBac transposable element-derived protein 4-like
Exons: 6
Coding region: 2267-3685 (472 amino acids)
Source: RefSeq, a predicted model, not a curated record
CUAUAAAGAUCAUUCAAUGGUGGGCGCCAAGAUCCCUCUGGGAUCUCUUGUUACGGGAUUUUGACCACUCUGGAUAUGAACUAUAUGUUGUAUGUGCAAUAUUGGGGAUUAUUCAGACAACAACAAAAAUACUAAAUACAACAACAUCAUUUUGACAAUUUUGGACAUUGAACGUGAAAUUCUAAAUCGUAAUCCUACUGCUCGCGUAUUAUUUGGCACCAUUCCUCCAAAAGAUCUCCCAAAACUCGAUCAGAAAGUAUCCUCAUAAAUCAUGUUUGACUCCAUCAGCAGUAUGUGUAAGAUAUCAAAAGCAAUUUGAGGACUUUGUCAUGAAAUUGAACACUUUCAUUUGUAAUUUUAAUAACACACACACAAGAUCACACUUGGCCCUCCAUACAGAUCUUCGCAUCCACAGAUCACGUGGGAGGAUUUCACAAUUUUUCUUACUUUAAACUGUAUGAUGGCCUACACCCACGCCGCAGCCUGUUAACAGUAUGGCAGGAGAAAAAAGUCCAUGUGUGUCAGGGGCUAGUUCAAUAAAUUAACAUUUUGUGUUGUGUUUACUUAAUUAAGAGCUGACUAGUAAUUUUCAUAUAUAUAUUGUCGAAAGCCCACCGGCCGACAUUCUUGUACUAAUUAUUCAUUUAUUGACAUUAUUGAAUUUGUUCUUUGUGGACAUUUGUCGAAAGCCCACCGGCCGACAUAUAUUGAUUAUUUUGUGGACAUUUGUCGAAAGCCCACCGGCCGACUUAUAUAUUGUGUUUAUUUUGUGUCGAAAGCCCACCGGCCGACUGACAUAUUGUGAUUAUUUUGUGUCGAAAGCACACCGGCCGACAUUCUCAUGCUGGGUAUUGCCAUAACAUUAUUGUUAUAGUCUGUCGAAAGCCCACAGGCCGACAAAGUGCACUAUAUCAUGCUAUGAAUGUAACACCAGUGAGAGUGGCUGCGGACCCUGAUGAAACAUCUUUACAAAUUCUUUCGGAUAGCUUUUUGCAACUGAACACAAACUUUGUUACACCCUGUUAUAAUCAACACCAACCAACUAUACAUGAAAGUACUCCAAUACCACUUUUAAACUUGGAAUAUGAUAUUACUUUUCCAAGCCUUCCAGAAUUUUCUCUAGAUUCACUACAGCAUGAUUUAGAGUCAUGUACAGAUUCUACUGUAGAGUUUUCUAUAGAUUCAUUGAAUGUUAGGUCAGGUGAUCAUUUUACCACUGAGAUUGUCACCACCAACACUUCAUCAAUAACAAAUUCAGUAGAGACAUCAAUUAAGACCAUACCUUCAGAACAUUUAGAAGUUAAUUUGCCUGUGGACAUUUGUGAAAUGGCUAAAUCAAUUAGUUGUCAAAAAUUUUCGGGGUACCCACAUGAAAAUGGAGAUAAAUUUAUAAAUGAAUUUAAUUCAUAUGCAACUUUAACACCUUCCCGUUCGCAUCGGUACUAUCGUACCGAUGACUUUUAUAACGUCAUCCAUUAAUUUCAAACGCAUUAAAAUGCCCUUUAUAUGCAUCUCAGAAAUGAAAAGUAGAUAUCAAUGGAACAAGUGAUUUCUCUAUUUUAUAGUCAUAUAAAUUUUAUUAUAAUUAGUUAAAGGUUAAACAGAACCACACAGUUUUUGUUGGAAAAACGUCAGUUAAGAAACUGCAGAAAACGGCGUGAAAUUUCUUCACGUUUUCUGUAAAUAAACUACUCAAAGUCAAAAACGAAAAACUCUUGGUGUUAAAAGGAUUAUACCAAUAAAAAGCGGAGAUCCCAAAAAGAACUUGGAUGUUUUCUUUUCUCUUUAUCAUCUUUUUUAAGGAAACCAAGUGAGGACAAAUAUCAUACCUCGUUUUUUUUAACAUAAACGUUACAAUAUUUUUUGUUCGGCGGGGGGAAAAGGAUAUCUGUAUGCAUCAUAUUUUUUAAAUCAUACAAUAUCUAAAUCACUACGUUAAUUUCCUUUAUAAAUCAGUUUUUGUUUUGAAAAUUGGUGCAGCAGAAAUGGAAUUAUGGUGAAUUUAGCUGACCCUACUCAAAGCGAAAAAACGAGAAGCUUAAACAAAUCGUGACGUUUGAUUUUUUUUUUAAUCGUAACGUUAUGAAGUGAAUUGCAUAGACAGUCAGUGGUGCUAAAAUCAAAAUCCUACAUCGCUAGUUUUAAAAUUGGCUGAAAUUUAUACGAAAUAAACUCGUAAAGCGACUUGUGUUUCGCUUUCUUCGGGUGAUGUUCUAAAAAUAGAAUCGGUAUAUUAUGGGAUGCUGACAGCGACAUCUAACCAGACAUGGACGCUCCAAACGCUAUGGCCGUGGAAGUUCCAAGUGGUGAAAACUAUGAUUUUGAUGGCUAUUUUGAGCCAUAUGAAGGCUUUGACCUAGGAAUGUCAGAGGAAGAAGAGGACUUUCUUGAUGACAUUAUGACUGAUCCUGAUUAUGUGCAGUUAGAUGAUGACCAUAUUGAAAGUGCUGACUCCCAGGAUUCAAGUUUUAUGGGAUCUCAGGAACCGCUUGGUAGCAUCUGUUGGCAGGAUGAGACGGUAGAUGAUGAACAGUGCCCUGACAACAAACAAACCCAAUUUACACCCAAUCUACCACCAGGGGUAAAUACAGGGAGACUGAGAAAGAAUUCCCUUAAGACUAAAACACCUAUGGAUUUCUUGAGGUUAUUUCUAACAUCACAGCUAAUAACAACCCUGUGCAUUGCAACCAAUCACUUUGCUGAGUCUCUUGUUAAUAAAGGCAAAUUCACCUCCUAUGCCCAGCCGGAUGGAACUUGGUGCAGAGUGACAGAGGAAGAAAUGUAUAAGUUUAUAGGUAUUAUCAUAUACAUGUCCUUCACAAAGAUGUCCACUAUGGAUAGAUAUUGGGCCUCAAACUACUUGUAUCGUUUCAAUCCUGUGCCCCUCCUACUUCCAAAGAGACGUUUCCAGUCCAUCCUGGCGUUCCUACAGAUAGCACCUCCAGCAGACAUUGAUAAAAGUGACAAACUCACUCGAAUUACACCCCUUCUAGAUCAUGUCAACGCAGUAUCCCAGGAAUUGUUCCAACCCUUUCGUCAAAUAGCAGUAGAUGAGAGAAUGGUUGCUUCAAGACACAGAUUUUCUGGAAUACGCCAGUUUAUAAAAGAUAAACCUGUGAUGUUUGGCUUAAAGUUGUGGAUACUUGCUGAUACUCAAACUGGAUAUACCUAUAAUUUUUAUGUGUAUUUAGGUAAAAAACGGUCAGAAAUUAUUGACAAGGGAAAGGGUUUAGCUUACAAUGUUGUUUUCAAACUUAUAUCUCCUCUGUUGAAUCAAGGCUAUCACUUAUUUGUAGAUAAUUUUUAUACAUCAUUGAAUUUGAUUAAAGACUUGCUAGCCAAAUCCACCUAUCUCAUAGGUGCGGUACACAAAAACAGUACAGCAAUGCCACUGUGUUUCAAAACAUCUGUUGAUCAGUGGGAAAAAGCUACAAGUAGAGGCGAUUUCAGAUGGCAUAGACAAGAUGGAUAUGUAACUGUACAGUGGAAAGAUUGUAGAACUGUUACGAUUGUGUCUCCAAUUCAUAAAGGCUCAGAUGUUACAUCAUGUGUACGUACUGUUAAACAUAGAACUGGUUUUAAGAAAACCAAUGUGUCACAGCCUGUUGUUGUAAAUUCUUAUAAUCAAGGUAUGUUAGGUGUAGAUAAGAGUAAUCAAUAUGUCACACAGUUUCUUCAUAUUUGAGAACUAAAUUUCAUUGGUGGGAAGUUUUAUUUUUUCACUCCAUUGACAUUAUGAUUGUUAAUGCCUUUGUAUUGUAUAAGCAAUCAGCUAGUAAUUUGCCAUCUCAUUUUGGACAACUUGAAUUUAGGGAAUGUAUUUUCCAAUAUAUAUAUGAUAAAUAUGGAAAGCAAGAAAAGAUAAAUGAAAAUCAAUGUUUACCUGUUGUUACUGAUAAGAGAGUAGAUUGUGUGAUGUGUAAUGCUAAAGCUAGUAUACAGCGAAUUCCUUUGCCAAGCAGGAAAACCUUUAUCAAAUGUGAACAGUGUAAUGUUGGUCUUUGUCUUAACAAAGAAAGAAAUUGUUUCAAGUUGUGGCAUAAUGGAAGUGAUGAGAGUGUUAGAGUUCAAGAUUGGCAUAGGAAGAAAGGUAACUACAGAAAGGUAACUACAGAAAGGUAACUACAGAAAGAGGAAAUAUGAGGUACAUCAAUGUUAAACAUAUACAGAAUUUACUGAUGCAGUUGUUUUCCCUAUAGGAGCAAUCUGUAUGUUCAUUUUCUGAAAUUGGAAAAUAUUUUUCAAAAGUUUAUUACAAAUGGAAAUCUCAAAAAUGUUACUUGAGUUUCUUAGAAUAUGUUGUUACUAACAAGUCAUGAUAGAAUUGCAACUGUAUUUCAUAAAAAAGGUGAUCAUCUCUUUUCAUUAAAUAAUAACUCACCAAUACUUUAUUAUGGGUAGCAACAUAUUGUUUUAAAAUCUAAUUCAGUUUUCAACAAGGACAAGAUAAAUUAAGGAGUUGAUAAGUAAUUAGUUGACUUUGUUGAAAGGAGCUUAUAAGAGAGGUGGUUACACCAAGAACAUGUCUGUAAUAAAAUAAUGGAUUAUCUCCCUUGUUUUGUGCACUUCGGUAUGAUAACUCCAUAUACAUAGGUACAUAACUUUAUCAUUCAAUUUUUAUUUACUUUUUCCAAAAUAAUGUAUUUGGUCCAUCAAUGAAAAAAAAACUUAUAAAUCCAAUUUUUAUUUCAAACUGCUUAUUUCAAUGCUUAAUGCACAUCAAACUUUCAGCAAUGCUUAAUGCACAUGAAGACCCCCCCGAAGACCCCCCCCCCCCCCCCCCCCCCCCAAACCUCUAAAUGGUUUCAAAGCAGUGUAUAUUUUAAGAUGUUCAGCCUUUUGCUGUGCGGAAUGUAACAACGAAACUGUUUCUCUAUGUAAUAUAUUGAUUCAACAGAUAAAUUUCAUUAAAAAUGUUGGAUGAUACAUAAUGAUGCUAUGAAAAUCUGUAUUUUGUUGUUUUUUAGCCCACCAUCAUCAGAU